ACACGUUUGCCUCUGGUUGCCCCCAAAAGCCGGUGUCCUGAGAUUCGUUGCGUCUGGUCCGGUUCGUUAGGGUCCAAUUCAUCCCUCAACUGAGUAAUUUACAGUCAAAAUAACAUUAAAAGAAAAAAUUUCACUGUCUUGGCGAGGAGACUUUGGAACUGAAGCAAAAUAAGCUUUUGCGGACCGUUCCCGACAAAUAAACGUGAACAAGAUACUUACAGUUCACAGAGGCUAAGAAUAACCAGAGCUUGAAGAUGGAUGAAGAUCACAGUAACGGCGGCUUUUUGGAGACAGGAAAAGCGGAUAGAUCGGUGUGGUUAAUGAAGUGCCCGGUGGUGGUGGCCAAGUCAUGGAAGAGCCACACCGCUUCUUCUUCUUCUUCCGAUUCUCAGUCAGUCGCCAAGGUUGUCCUCUCCCUGGAUCCUCGCAAACCGGACGACCCUUCUUCUCUCCAGUUUACUAUGGAGUUGGCUGGAUCCGAGACUGGAAAUAUACCGAAAAAUUACUCUUUAAAUAUGUUUAAAGACUUUGUUCCUAUGUGUGUCUUUUCUGAAUCAAGUCAAGGUAGGGUUGCAAUGGAAGGAAAGGUUGAACAUAAAUUUGACAUGAAACCACAUGAGGAAAACCUCGAGGAGUAUGGGAGGCUGUGUCGUGAAAGGACAAAUAAGUCCAUGAUCAAGAAUCGACAAAUACAGGUUAUUGAUAAUGAUCGUGGAGUGCACAUGAGGCCAAUGCCUGGAAUGGUUGGCUUAAUUUCAUCCAACACCAAGCAGGAUAAGAAGAAAGCAGCGCCAGUUAAACAAACAGAAAUGAAGAGAACCAGACGGGAUCGUGGAGAGUUGGAGGAUAUAAUGUUCAAGCUGUUUGAAAGACAACCAAAUUGGGCUUUAAAGCAACUUGUCCAAGAGACUGAUCAGCCUGCUCAAUUCCUGAAAGAGAUACUGAAUGAGCUUUGUGUGUACAACAAGAGGGGCACCAACCAAGGAACUUAUGAGCUUAAGCCAGAAUAUAAAAAAUCGGUCGAGGACACAGGAGCUGAAUAGCUCAUAUCUAGCUGUAAUUUAUUGUUUCUUUUUCUCUCCCUUUUUUUCUUAAAUUAAUGGGGCCAAGUCUGAAAGAACCCUCAUGAAGAGGAUAGAGAGAAAAAUCAGCUAAAGAUACAGUGAUUUUAACCAAGGAAUCAAGGGACAACACUAAACGUGUUCGGGGAAGGGAAACUUAUCCGCACCUGGACCUUUGAAGUCCACGUGGUGCAAUUUAAACCAUCUUUGAUAAUAUCUGAGUAGGGGUCUAGGGGGAAAAAUAUGUCUAAAUCAAAAUAUAAUCUCAAAGCCUGAUCAAUAAAAAGAAAAUAUCUAUUGUGAUACGUAUAUUAUGUGUAUUUGCACUUUGAUGCUCCUUGCAUAACAACUAUGGUUAGAUUGUUCAUUCUUUUAACUAGUUUACAAGAGUAGUUACUUACGUUU
This is a messenger RNA of Theobroma umbraticum, 1466 nucleotides long. Its product is annotated as Transcription initiation factor IIF, beta subunit. Gene Ontology annotation, cellular component: transcription factor TFIIF complex. The record is from RefSeq and is a predicted model, not a curated record. Gene Ontology annotation, biological process: transcription initiation at RNA polymerase II promoter; transcription by RNA polymerase II. Lineage: Eukaryota; Viridiplantae; Streptophyta; Magnoliopsida; Malvales; Malvaceae.